Messenger RNA from Nipponia nippon (crested ibis), 2800 nucleotides. NCBI's taxonomy places the organism in Eukaryota, Metazoa, Chordata, Aves, Pelecaniformes, Threskiornithidae. The record is from RefSeq and is a predicted model, not a curated record.
AUGUACGCCGGGAGGAAGAGGAAGAAGCCGGUGCCGAAGAGCCCCAAACCACCACCCCCUGAGGGUGUGAAGUCCAACCCCUCCAAGCGGCAUAGAGACAGACUCAACCAGGAGCUGAACAAACUGACUGGCUUGCUGCCCUUCCCCGAAGAUGUACGCACCAGGCUCGAUAAACUCUCCAUUCUCCGACUGGCUGUUGGAUACCUGAAGGUGAAGAGCUACUUGAUGGCUGCAGCUACAGAUGUUGGCGACUGCGUGCUGGAUCAGCCCAGAGCCCCAGGAGGGAAUGAACAGACAGACCCACAGGUUGACAAAGAGCUGUUUCCUGAGGGGGAACUGCUGCUCCAGGCACUUAAUGGAUUUGUUAUUGCUGUGACUGGAGAUGGCUACAUCUUCUACAUCUCCUCUACUGUGCAGGACUACCUGGGCUUUCAUCAGGUGGAUCUCAUCUACCAGAGCGUGUACGAGCUGAUCCACACAGAUGACAGAGCCUCCUUCCGCUGCCAGCUGCAUGGGCCACCAGUGUCUGGCAGCACCCAGCAUGCUGCCAAUGUGCUUCCUGGUGACCAGCCACUGCCGGCUGGAUGCAGUGCCGCAUCCAGCCCCCAGCACCUCCAGCCCGAGAAGCCCUCCUUCACGGAGAGGAGCUUCACCUGCCGCUUCCGCUGCUUGCUGGAUAACUCCUCGGGAUUUCUGGCCUUGAAUUUCCACGGGCGCUUGAAGUUCCUUCUCGGGCAGCAGAAGAGGGCAUUGGACAGGUCCCCACUUGCUCUCUUUGCCAUCGCAACUCCCCUCCAGCCACUCUCCAUCCUGGAGCUUCGGACCAAGACGCUGAUCUUCCAGACAAAGCACAAGCUGGACUUCACUCCCAUGGCCUGUGAUUCCUGGGGGAAGGUUGUCCUGGGGUAUACAGAAACGGAGCUGUGCAGGAGGGGGUCCGGGUACCAAUUCGUGCAUGCAGCCGACAUGAUGUACUGCGCGGAGAACCACGUGAGAAUGAUGAAGACGGGGGAGAGCGGGCUGACUGUUUUCCGGCUGCUGACCAAGAAGGGCGGCUGGGUGUGGUUGCAGGCCAAUGCCCGGCUGGUGUACAAAGGUGGCAAGCCUGACUGCAUCAUUGCCCGGCAGCGAGCCCUGUCGAAUGAAGAAGGGGAGGAACAUCUGCGGAAGAGAAACCUGCAGCUGCCUUUUAGCUUUGCCACAGGGGAAGCAGUCCUAUACGGGAAUGACCUUCCCGAGUUCCUGGACUCCUUCCAGGCUAAGGAGGAGUUGCAGACACAGGCAGACUCCCACACGGGGCAGCGCUUGGUAGACCCUAACUCUCUUCUUGGGGCCAUGAUGAAGCAGGAUGCGUCCAUAUACAUCUCCCACGCUGAUAACGUGCCUCAGUUCUUGCCAGAUCCCAUUGCUGAGCCCAAUGGGCUGAGCCAGAAUGAGGAAGUCAGUGAUGCCAAGGAGGACAGCGACUCCCUCCUGGUUGUUAUCAAAACCCUCUUUGAGAAGAGUGAGGUGGACGGAAAUAUCUGCCAGACCCUCCAGAGCCUCAGUGUGGACAAUGCAGAGCUGCAGCAGUGGGAGGAGGCUCUGCUCAGCUUGGGUGAAGAGGAGGAGCCACCAGCUCAGGAGGUUGGUGAGAGGCUAGGCACCCAGGUGACAUCCUAUGUGGAGCAGAUGCUCCUUAGGGAGGAUGCUGGGAAGAGCAUGGACUUCCCACACUGCAGUGUGUCACCCUGCAAUGAGGAAAACAGUGCUGCAGCUCAUUUCCAGCACUUCUGGGCAACUAAUUCAGCGUUUCAAGCCCCACCACAGCCCCAGGCACCUGGUGCACGAGGCCAAGAUGCUGUGGUCUCUCUAGUCUCUGUUACGUCUGAGGUCAUCUCUGCUCAACCAGAACAGCAGGUCCCAUUUAACCCAUCCGAGCUGGUGGGAGGGACUGUUCUGGAUGUCCUGGUCUCUAACAGCAAGUCCUCUGUAGCACUUCAGCUGGCAAACCCAGGACAAGUGCUUCAAGCUGAAGUUACCACCUCUGCUCCUGUAGAUAACACUAUUCCUGAUGAUCAGAGCCAGCCUGGGUGUGAGCUGGUGGGCUCAAGCUGCCUGCCUCCAUUGCACUCAAAUGCCCUGGUGUCUCGGUGGCACAAUGUCCCAGUCCAGACAAACCCAGCCAACGCUUUGGGACAGAGCACUUCUCCUAGAGGUUGCCCAUUAGAGACUUGGAUGGCCACAGCUCCGAAACAGCUGGAAGCAGCAGGAACACACCUGGAGUCAGGAACUCUGCUGGCUGGCAGCCCCAAGAGCCCCCUGGGGGCUGGGCUGUGGUUGCUGCCCUCCCAACCUGCUCCUUGCCCUGCACAGGGCUCGCAUAAGUUCUUGUUUUCCAGGGCUGGGGACCUCCAUGAUGAGGAUACUGCUCUCCCUGCAGGAGCAUCACCACCCUUAGGAGUCAGCCAGCUGCCAGGGGAUGGUGGCUUCCCCAAACAGCCCCCUAUACUCCCUGUGGAGCCCAGCUUUUCCUGGGAAGGGGAGCAGGACAAGUGGUUCAUGCAGCACCAGCCAUGGCUCCCGCAGGCUGGGACAGCUCCUCAGAGAUGUGGUGGGGCAGGUCUGGUGCAACACAGCAGACUCCUGCUUGGGUCUGGCAUGGGUCCCAGCACCCACCAGCUGGACCACGUGUUGCUGCCUGAGUGCCAGUACAGAAAUAACCUUUUUGGACAUGAGAGUGCCUUUCUCAGGGAUGUCUAAAAUAUCCCUUCCCCAGCAGCUGGGCACUUUGCCUUGCCCCAGUGAGAGCCACCCUGGA